This is a messenger RNA of Amphiprion ocellaris (clown anemonefish), 1152 nucleotides long. RefSeq names its product ubiquitin related modifier 1 (gene urm1). The record is from RefSeq and is a predicted model, not a curated record. Gene Ontology annotation, biological process: tRNA thio-modification; protein urmylation. The transcript has 5 exons. Gene Ontology annotation, cellular component: nucleus; cytoplasm. Gene Ontology annotation, molecular function: protein tag activity. Lineage: Eukaryota; Metazoa; Chordata; Actinopteri; Pomacentridae. The coding region runs from base 24 to 329 and encodes 101 amino acids.
CGCUUCCUUCACGUGCCGACAACAUGGCGGCUCCCAUAGCGAUUCAUCUGGAGUUUGGAGGAGGAGCAGAACUGCUUUUUAACGGCGUCAAGGAACACCAUGUGACUCUUCCAAGCCAAUCAGAACCUUGGGACAUGAAGCAGCUGCUGGUUUGGAUCCAGAGGAACCUCCUGAAGGAACGACCCGAACUCUUCCUCCAGGGAGACUCCGUGAGGCCUGGGAUUCUGGUGCUUAUCAAUGAUGCAGACUGGGAGCUAAUGGGGGAGCUGGAAUAUCAACUGCAGGACCGAGACAACGUUGUGUUUAUUUCUACUCUUCAUGGAGGAUAAAAGAAUGAGCACAUAUCUGCAACAGUUCCAGCCUGUUUCCUCCACAUCCUCUGCACUCUUUGCUCCCCCCCUCUACAUCCCAAUAACACGUGAUCCCAUUGGAUGCUGUGGAUGUGUCGUCCCACACUCAGACCACUGAUGCUGGUCCACAGGAAUGAGUGGAAAUUCAGAGAUGGUCACGGUGACAAACGUGGAAGCUGUGAGAUGGGAAUCCUGAAGACAAUUUUCUUUUAAAAAAAAAAAAAAAAAUCAAGCUGGUUUAAGCUGUGAUUGUACUGAUCAGCUCACUGGUGCAAGUGUAAAUACCUGCAGUUAGUUAUUCUACCUUUAUUUCUCUGCAACCAUCUAUCCAAAGUGGGACAAAAUUUGUUUUAAAAUUACCUUCACUUCACCAGAAAAUACAAGAAAACUCUUUACCCUUCCAUUAGCAUUUAUUAAACAUCUAAUAAAUUCUUUAUAAUUCACAAUAUUGUUAUUGUGAGUAGAUAAGAAUAUUUUAAGUGUUUAUUAAUAUGAAAAAAAUUAAAACUCAUGUAGACAUAUUUAAUAUGAUUACAGAUGUGUCAAUAUUAUCUGUUUACACAGAAACAACCAGAUGCUUCACAGAUUUAGCUGUAAUUAAUAUGUUGAUAAACACGUUAAAAUGUCUUUAUCUCCUUACAAGUAGCUGUUUAGUGUGUUACAAACCAUUUAUUAAAUGUAAAUAGUUUACUUUUAAGUGCUUUUUAUGUCUGUGUAAUUGACUUUUUUUUAAUUUUAUUUUUGUUUUGAUUCUUUAUUAUUUUCCUAAAAUGGAAAUAAAAAGAAUCUUUUUCUACCAUGA